AUGGUGUGGUUUUCGACUGAUCAUCAGUCAUCUUCAACCUCCACUGCUAUUUUAUCAGCCGCCGCCACAAUCACCACCGCAAUUGUUCUAGUCAGAUCCAUCAACGACCUCAUUCCGGACCAGUUUCAAAACUACUUUUCUUCACGUUUUCGGAGAAUCUCCAGCCGUUUGUCGUCCCAACUAACUGUUGUGAUUGAGGAAUUUGAAGGGCUCACUUCAAACCACAUGUUUGAGGCAGCCAAUGUGUAUUUAGGCACAAAGAUCUCCCCUUUGACCCAAAGAAUCAAAGUGAACAAGCCUGAGAAAGACCAUGAACUUUCCAUCACUGUUGAUAAAAACCAGGAUAUCUUAGAUUCCUUCAAUGGGGUUCAGUUCAAAUGGGUUCUACAGAGCGAUUUCAUCAAUCAGAGUCCUAAAAUUGGGGAGAAGGGAAGCUCCAGGACAGAGCACAAAUUCUUUGACCUAAGCUUUCACAAGAAGCACAAAGAUUUAGUCUUGAAAACCUACUUGCCUUAUAUAUUAAAGAAGGCUAAGGAGAUUAAAGAAGAGUUGAAGGUGGUCAGGCUACACACAGUGGAUUACAAUGGGCCAGAUUAUUGGGGUUCAGUUGCAUUGAACCAUCCUGCAACUUUUGAUACAAUGGCAAUGGAUCCAGAAAUGAAGGGGGAGCUAAUUGAGGAUCUUGAUAGAUUUAUUAACAGGAAGGAUUAUUAUAGGAGAGUUGGAAAGGCUUGGAAACGUGGGUAUUUGUUUUAUGGACCGCCUGGUACAGGGAAGUCCAGUUUGGUUGCAGCCAUGGCUAACUAUCUCAAGUUUGAUGUUUAUGACUUGGAUCUGAGGGAAGUGCAGUGUAAUUCAGAUUUGAGAAGAUUGUUGAUUGGUUCAGCAAACAAGUCCAUACUUGUCAUGGAAGACAUUGACUGCAAUGUUGGAGUCCAGAACAGGGAAUCCGGGGCAGAAGUGGCCGAGGAUGACAAGAUUACCCUUUCUGGAUUACUAAACUUCAUUGAUGGCUUGUGGUCGAGUUGUGGCGAUGAGCGGAUCAUAGUAUUCACCACCAACCACAAAGAUAGGCUCGAUCCGGCACUGCUGAGACCUGGUCGAAUGGAUGUGCACAUAGAGAUGUGCUACUGCACGUUCAGCGGAUUCAAAACAUUAGCUUAUAACUAUCUGAAAAUAGAGCAGCACCUACUCUUCAAUGAGAUUAAAGAGCUGUUGUCCAAAGUCCAUGCUACACCUGCAGAGAUUGCUGGAGAGCUUAUGAAGAGUGAUAAUGCAGAUAAUGCAUUGCUGAUUCUUGUCAACUAUCUUCAAAGAAAGGAAAACAGAACCUGA
Oldenlandia corymbosa var. corymbosa is the source of this 1335-nucleotide messenger RNA. NCBI's taxonomy places the organism in Eukaryota, Viridiplantae, Streptophyta, Magnoliopsida, Gentianales, Rubiaceae. The record is from the annotation of a GenBank genome assembly.